AUGCCGCCCCCGGGUCACCCGCUGCGUGCACGCGCGAUUGGUCUGACGCAGCUCCAUCGCCUGGGGCGCGAGUACCCCGACCCCAACUACCAUUUUUUGCCCAAGCUGCGCGCCAUGUUCCGCAAAAAUGCGCACCUGACCGACACUCAGGAGAUUGAAAGCAAGCUGGCACUCGCCGAGUUUGUCAAGCGCGAGACGGAAACGCUGUACCGACUCAAAAAGUACCGCACGCUGCGCCGCCGAUCUGUUUCAUCAUGGUCGCACGGCCGCAAAGCCUGCCACCGCGCGACGGCUGCGCCACAGCACCACCGCUACCGCGGAGCCGUGGCGCGAGUCUCACUCCUCCACAUGACCAUCCCCGACUACUACGGCAUCCUUGGCGUACCGCCGACGGCAUCCCAGGAAGCCAUCAAGAAAGCGUACCAGCGCGAGUCGCUGCGCUCGCAUCCUGACCGCUUUCCGAAUGCGACGCCCGAGGAAACGCACGCUCACACGCAGCGCUUCCAGAACUAUAUGCUCUCGGACCCUGCGCGGCGCGCCGAAUACGACAGCAUGCGCACACAACAGGGCUACGCAAGCAGUGCCGACGACGCGUCGACGCAAGACGAGAGUGCGCGUUUCUUCCGCAUGUUUGGCAGGGGCGGCCCGAGCGAGCAGCCCCAAGCGCAGGGUCUCUUUGCGGAUGUGUGGGAAGAGAUGCUGCGCCCGGAGGUCGAGCACCACAUCGCCGGGUUUGUGCUGGGCUAUAUUCUGGCCAAUUGGCCGGGUGGUACGUACAAGCCACUGACGCAGCGCUGGGUGGUGCCACGAUCGGGAACCGGCUCGGCGCCGUGCGCGACGCCAAGGGGCAGUCGGUGA
Molecule: messenger RNA, 858 nt
Organism: Malassezia sympodialis ATCC 42132
Lineage: Eukaryota; Fungi; Basidiomycota; Malasseziomycetes; Malasseziales; Malasseziaceae
Exons: 7
Coding region: 1-858 (285 amino acids)
Biological process (GO): respiratory electron transport chain
Cellular component (GO): mitochondrion
Source: RefSeq, a predicted model, not a curated record